Neolamprologus brichardi is the source of this 312-nucleotide messenger RNA. The record is from RefSeq and is a predicted model, not a curated record. Lineage: Eukaryota; Metazoa; Chordata; Actinopteri; Cichliformes; Cichlidae.
AUGGACACCAGCUUUCUGGUGCUGUGCAUGAUGCUGGCAGCAGAUGUGACAACAGCUUCUGCUACAGCAAACCCGAGCAUCAUAGAGACCCUCAUUCUGGCCACUUUCCAGCGUCCCUGGCUCUGGGGUCUCUAUGUCUUUGUUGUUGGACUCCCCAUCAUUCUCUUCAUAAGCUUCAUGUGGCCAGACAAGAGGUUUGGUCCCCCUGAUCAACCAUAUUACUAUAAGAAGAGUGAUGAGGAUCAAUCAGAUGACCUUGAUCUCUUACCACCAAGGAAAUCGAUAGAAAAAGCUGUACAGGUUCUCAGUUGA